Molecule: messenger RNA, 2787 nt
Organism: Acanthaster planci (crown-of-thorns starfish)
Lineage: Eukaryota; Metazoa; Echinodermata; Asteroidea; Valvatida; Acanthasteridae
Product: piggyBac transposable element-derived protein 4-like
Source: RefSeq, a predicted model, not a curated record
AUUACCCUCACGGUCACGCCGUGCUAGCAAUGUGCAUGCAGAGUACAUGUACAAUGUACAUGUACAAAACAGCAGUGCAACAGCGUUCAUUGUGCCCCUGCCUGACACGGCUUAUCCCCACUUCCCCACGAGCGGCUAGAGAACAAAACCACGGUGCAUCCGCCAUUGCAUGUACAGUCUACUCUGUUAGGUCUCAAGUUACAAGCACACGCACCAUUGCAGCGCUCUAAAAAUAUGGCCGAUGAAGUUAUAUCUGGCGAGUCCAGUUAUUCCAGUGACGGGAGUGAAUUUUGGCAAAGUUCUGACGAGGAUUUUUCAUGUCCUUCACCACCGGCACCUGCCCAAGUACACUCGAGUACUCGUGAUGUAGAUAUUGGCGUACCCUUGCCGGUGUACGUCAAGCAAGAGAGACUGUCCCCGACUGCACAGGACGUCGAGGGCGGGAGGCUGUCCCCAACUGUAUACAUGUACGUCAAGCAAGAGAGAUUGUCCCCGACUUGGCAGGACUUCGAGGAACAGUUCCCUACUGCGGAGGCUGCCGCAUCAACCAGCACCCGUGCCCCAUCGUUCCAAUGGAAUGACGAGGACAGCACGCCGCUAAAGUACGGCUUCACCGGUAACGGCGGUGCUGUCGACCCCCGCCUGCAUCCCAGCUGCACCUGCAGUGAGUCGUUUGGGGUGUUUUUUGACAACGUUCUGUACAGCAACAUAGUCCAAGAAACCAACCGAUUUGCUGCACAGAGACCCGUCACGACAUCAGCACACAUGAGGUCAUGGACUGAUGUGAAUAGCCGAGAGCUAAAGGCCUUUCUGGGCCUUUACAUCAUGAUGGGUAUCACAAAGCACCCCACCCUUCACAGCUACUGGUCGACUGAUCCACUGCUGAAGGCAAACCUUUUUCCAUCCGUCAUGCCCCGAGACCGGUUUCUUGCCAUACUUCAGGCCCUACACUUCAAUGACAACAGCGCCAUGCCGGAGGACUGCCCUGACCGCCUGUUCAAGUUACGUCCUGUCAUCGACCAUCUCCUUGAGAGGUUCUCCACUGCGUACAUCCCACAGCGGGACAUUGCUGUCGAUGACUCCUCGUUGAAGUUCUUCGGGUGUCUUCGCUUUGGCACCUACAACCCCAGAAAUCGAAAGAAGGCCCGCUUUGGCAUCAAGGCGUACAAGUUGUGCCAGAGCACCGGGAACGCUGCCGGGUACUGCUACAACUUUAAGAUAUACACCGGCCAAAGCAAGGGAGAGCUCCCAGCUGCGACACAAGUGGUCAUGGACCUUGUGAGCAGUCUGAAUGGCAAGGGCUACAACCUCGCCCUCGACCGGGCCUUCAGCAGUCCUGAUUUGUAUCGCCGGCUUUACUGCGAGAAGUUCAACGUCGUCGGCACGGUCAUGCCCAACAGAAAGGGCAUGCCCGAAGACCUUAAGUCGGUCAAGCUCCAGCGAGGUGAAACGGCGUACCAGUCGGCCGACCUCGGUGCGAACGGUUCGCUCCUGGCAAUGGUAUGGAAAGACCAACGGAAUGUGUGUAUGCUUUCCACCAUGCAUACAGCCGAGAUCCGUGGCACCGGCAAGCGAGACAGGACGGGGGCAGAAAAGCGGAAACCUGCCUGCGUCAUCGAGUACAACGCCCUGAUGGGGGGCGUUGACAAGAGCGAGCAGCUAGCGGCUAGUCACCGAGCAAUUCGGAAGUCCAUGAAGUGGUACAAGAAGUUGUUCUUCUACUUGCUGGACUUGACCCUGGUGAACAGCUACUGUGUGCACCUGGCCGUUGGUCACCGCCUCUCCUUUCUCGACUUCCGCUUGCAACUCGUCCGUGAACUUCUCGACGAACCCUUGCCCCAUUACCGACCCCAGCGCGAUGCACCGCCAGUCAGCAACUCCCGCUUUGUUGGCCGCCACUUCCCCAUUGUCGUGGGAAAGACCGACUACGGUGAAUAUCGCUACCGGCGAUGUGUUGUGUGUUCUUCCAAAGGGCUACGAAAGAAGACGCGACACGAGUGUGACUCGUGUAACAUGCCCCUCUGCAUCGACCCAUGCUUCCGGGAGUAUCACACUGUCCACUAAGCUUUGCAUUUCCUUGACAUUAAUUUUGUGCAUUUCAUGAUUUGUGGUACUUUAUAUAAAGUGUAAAAGAAUAGUUCUUACGUUAAGGGCAAAACCCGUUAUAAAAAUAUCUCCCAACACAAAAGUACAUCCUGAAAAUAGUGACAUAUAGUUCUUGUGAGUUUAGACACUAUUUUUACGUCUUGAAUGACAGAAGUGAAGUUUGCAUUUCAUUGGCAUUAUUUUUGUUUCAUGAGUUAUGACACUAUUCCAUCUCUUAAACUACAAAGGGUAAAAGAAUAGCUUGUUUACUUGUGAGUUGUGGCGCUAUUGCAUCAUCUCGAAAAUGCGAAGGGUUAAAAAAUAGUUCUUUGUACAUUUGAGCUGUGGCACUAUUUCAUUUCUUGAAGAUGACAAAAGUAAAGAAAUUUCUGGUACUCAUUUCAGGAGUUGUGGCACUAUUUCCGGAAAAAUGCAAAGGGUAAAUUAAUGUUUUAACAAGGUGUUAUUGUUCUCGGUAAUAGUUUUUUUCAUGAGAUGGCUGCCUUGUACAUACAUGUACAUGUACCUAUUGGUCAUCUUACGGUGCCUUUCCUUGUAGCUGUAAAUUCUGUUGCACAAUCAAAUGCAGUGUAAACUGACAAACAAUGACAGCCAAUUUUCUCCACACAAUGGACUGUUCAAGAGACCACGAAAAACAAUUAGUCUUCAUGAAAGUCAAAGUCAUCUUGUAAAUAUUUUAUU